This is a messenger RNA of Pyricularia grisea, 306 nucleotides long. RefSeq lists its product as uncharacterized. NCBI's taxonomy places the organism in Eukaryota, Fungi, Ascomycota, Sordariomycetes, Magnaporthales, Pyriculariaceae. The record is from RefSeq and is a predicted model, not a curated record. Bases 1 to 306 code for a protein of 101 amino acids. The transcript has a single exon.
AUGCAUCUCCCCCAGUUCUCCCAGCUUGUGGCGCUUAUGGCCAUUGUCACCCCCGUUUUGGCCGCUACUCAGGAUCCGGGCAGCCCCGUCAGCGUUUUCGACUUUCCAAAAAGCCCGGAUCGGGGUGGCUCUAGUGAGAGAAGGCAAAAGCACUACAUGGGCCACCCGAGGGUCCACGCCAGGUCGGACCCGGGUAGCCCCGUCAGUGUUUUUGACUUUCCGAAAAGCCCGGAUCGCGGUGGCUCUAGUGAGAAAGAGCGAAAGCACUACACGGGCCGCCCAAGGGGCCACUACCGGGUCUUUUAA